CGCCGGGCAGAGCUUCGGGGGCGCUGUGCUGCCGCCUCCUGGUCUCGGUUCGGUGUGCGAACCGUGCCGCCCCGGUACCUUCACGCCCCUCGGCUCCCGGCUUCCGUUCUGGGGAGGGGGGAGGGGGUUCUGGCCGUGUCGAGUGCGACCCCCUCCCUCCCAAAGCAACGUCCGUGCUAAAGGGUCAACGUUCCCGCUACGCUGCUGCGCUAGGUGUGCCCCGCUGCCUUGCGUGUCCCUUGAAGGUGGUGCCCUUGCAUCUCCCGCGUGGGCUGGGCCCGCUACCCCUUGAUCCUGCGUGGACAAGGGAGUGAGCACAUCCGACCGACAGAGUACAGAGCAGAGUACAAUACGGGGACUUGAUAAGAAGAACCACUAUAGGAUGAUGAGCUGCAGUUGGGAAGCUAUAAGCAAAGUACUGUUUAGGAUGAAUGUGAUUUGGAGAAAUUCUGUUUCCUGUCUAAGGAUAAGAAAGGUGCCACAUAGAUACCAAAGUGGUAAUCACCCAGUGGUCCCUCUGGGGUCAAGGAUUUUAACUGACCCAGCCAAAGUUUUUGAACACAACAUGUGGGAUCACAUGCAAUGGUCCGAUGAAGAAGAAGCAGCAGCCAGAAAAAAAGUAGAGGAAAACUCAGCCGUUCGAGUCCUUCUGGAAGAACAAGUUAAGUUUGAGAAUGAAGCUAGUAAAUAUUGGGACACAUUUUAUAAGAUUCAUAAGAAUAAGUUUUUCAAAGAUCGUAAUUGGCUGUUGAGGGAAUUUCCUGAAAUUAUUCCAGUUGAUCAAAAAACUGAACAGAAGUUGGAAGAGUUAUCAUGGGAUCAUGCAAAAACUAGUGCUGCAAAUGGUUUCUCAAGAAUGCACUGCCCUACUAUGCCUGAAGAAAAAAAUUAUAAUAAGAAAAGGUGUGGUUCAUCAGAUGGUCAAAGGAAAGCGGGAUCACAUUUUUCCAACCUAGACUCUAAAGAACACAGAAAAGGACCUCUGAAGACAGAAUUGUUUCCUGGUAGCAAUGCCACUUUCAGAAUCCUAGAGGUUGGCUGUGGUGCUGGAAAUAGUGUUUUUCCAAUUUUGAACACUUUACAGGAUGCUCCUGAGUCCUUUCUUUAUUGUUGUGAUUUUGCUUCUGGAGCUGUGGAACUAGUAAAGUUGCACUCAUCCUAUAGAGCAGCCCAGUGUUGUGCCUUUGUUCAUGACGUUUGUGAUGAGGGCUUACCCUUCCCUUUUCCAGAUGGGAUCCUGGACGUGAUUCUCCUUGUCUUUGUGCUCUCUUCUAUUCAUCCUGACAGGAUGCAAGGCGUUAUAAACCGACUGUCCAACUUACUGAAGCCUGGAGGAAUGCUGUUAUUUCGGGACUAUGGAAGAUAUGAUAAGACUCAGCUUCGUUUUAAAAGGGGGCAUUGCUUAUCUGAAAAUUUUUAUGUUCGAGGAGAUGGUACCAGAGCAUAUUUUUUUACAAAAGGGGAAGUCCACAAUAUGUUCUGCAAGGCUGGGUUAGACGAGAAGCAAAAUCUGGUUGAUCGUCGCUUACAAGUGAAUAGGAAAAAACAAGUGAAAAUGCACCGAGUGUGGGUUCAAGGCAAAUUCCAGAAACCAUUACACUUGACUCAAAAAACCUCCAAAUUGGUGUUUUAACUUUGGCUUUCUCAUGGCUGAACUAUGUACCAUGUUAAGGUGCAAACCAGAGGAUUACACAAUACAAAGACUUCUAUAAAUCUUUCAUUUUUGAAAGGACAAUCAGAAGAAAAGAGAAUUUGUAUAUCCUGCUGUUUAUCAUGGGUGAGCUCCUAUGUUUAAGCACUCGCAAAUUAUUUGGAAGAGUAUACUAUAUUCUGUGUUUUCAAAACUUAAUAUGCUGAAACUUUGCUUGAGUUUAUUAUGCCUAACCAUUUUGUUUGUUCUUUGAAUUUUAUAAGCAUUCAAUUAAAUUACUGAUAUAAGUCAGAUAAUUCUGAGAAACCAUACCCUGCUAUUUUUUGGAAGCGCAAAAAAACCACAUUUAUUUAUGCAUUAGUCUAACACAGUUAAACUCUCUUCCUCUCUUAUCUAGUAGCAGAGAAGCAGCUCUCCUUGUUUCCCUGGCAAGCCACAAGACCUAUAUGAAGGUGAAUUUUUUGUUUUGUUGUUGUCUGUUUUCCUCAAAACUCCUUUUUUUUUUUUUAAUUCAGAGACUAAUGUCUGAAAUAGAAUUUUAGUUUCUCUUUCCUGUCCUAAAAUUGGGGAAGUAUGACCCAUGCUAACAUUUUCAGGCUAUUUUUAGGUGUACAAGUUGUUGUAAGCUCUCUUUAAGACAACUAUUAUACCCAAGAAAAUUCUUAAAUUGUACCAAUUAAAAAUGUAUUUACCAUCUUGCCUCAAAAAGGAUAUAAAUUGGCUUGCAAAUUGCACUUUGUGAAAAUGGAGUUUCUGAGAUUGGCUUUUCAUUUGUUAUACAACAUACACUGAGUACUUACAUUCUGCUAAAUUAUAUUGUACUAAUACAAUCAAUAAAGACCCAACCCUGCCUUCAGAGAGCACAGAUAGGAUCUGACUGGCAAAACAAAAGAUGCAUAUCCCAAGCAUCUAAAUCACAAUUUCAGAUAAUAUAUAAACAGGUACUUCUCAGCUAGCUUUGGUUAUGAGCCACAAAAAUCUGGAAGAAAUGGACAAUCCUUUGAAGGGCCACAUUGGAAGAGUUCAGUUCCCACUGUUUUACUUUUUUGAAUUGACUUAAAAUUCCUUUUUCUAAAAGAAUGUGAUUGGUCCAAUUUGAGUCACAGAUUCAUUUCCUGACAGUUCGGGGUAGACCACCUUCAUAGAUGGUGCCACCUGAAUGUAUGGAGUGGAGGAAUGUUCCUCAAAGGACAAUGACAUAUUGUUACCAAAAAAAGGGAGGAGGGAUGCUAUGCUGCCCCAUCACAAACAGCAUGUCACAUAGUGGUGGUUCCAAAGAGAGGGAGAAGUGAGCUGGUGGGAAGAAAAGGAGAAGAAGCCUUGAUGUUCUGUGGGGAGGUGGGUGUCAGGCUAGUCCUUGAACAUAUGCCCUCCGAAGAUGGGGAGAAGACAAGUCUGUUUGGUGUGGGUCCUUCCUGAUGAUGAAUUGUGGGGAAAAGAUAGGGAGGGGGUCAGCUUCUCACAGCCAUGUAUAGAAGGCACAUUGGGUUCUAGUCUGGAGCAAUCUAAGGUUUGCUUGUUUCUGUUUUAUCCUACCAUAACAUGUUAUAAAUAUGUUUAGAGACAUUGAGGCAUCCUAUAUGGGAUGGAAUGCAGUAAGGUGGCACCAUCUAUGGGGGCGGCAAGGAAGACCACACAUAAAGGUUUUUUGCACACACUUGCCUCGGUAGCAGUUCCUCAGAAAUACAAUAUCAAGGUUUCUGUUUAAACAUGGCAUAGUCAAUAAAUGCAGAAGUUAAAAUGUACCUGACACUCUUUACUCAGUUGUAUCUCAUAAUUAAAGUGUACAUUUAAAAG
Messenger RNA from Nyctereutes procyonoides (raccoon dog), 3448 nucleotides. RefSeq names its product methyltransferase 8, methylcytidine (gene METTL8). NCBI's taxonomy places the organism in Eukaryota, Metazoa, Chordata, Mammalia, Carnivora, Canidae. Gene Ontology annotation, molecular function: tRNA (cytidine-N3)-methyltransferase activity. Bases 383 to 1633 code for a protein of 416 amino acids. The transcript is spliced from 12 exons. The record is from RefSeq and is a predicted model, not a curated record.